This is a messenger RNA of Cyclocybe aegerita, 1419 nucleotides long. The record is from the annotation of a GenBank genome assembly. Lineage: Eukaryota; Fungi; Basidiomycota; Agaricomycetes; Agaricales; Hemipholiotaceae.
AUGCCGUCUACACAUUCCUAUCGCCCAGAAUCUUCGUCCAACAGCCUACCUCGGGGUAGCUACAGUAAUAAUAGCGACGUUACAAACAGUCUCAACAGCACGAAGAUUUUGACGGUCAACAACUACUUUGGCAGCUAUCCAGGCCAGUCUUCUACGAAUCGUGGUGACUAUCAUCAAGGCUUUUUUCCUCCUUCGAGGAGUAGUCUCACCUCGAUAGCAGAUGUCUCGGAGGACGGGUCAUUGGGGACAAACGAUUCAAGGGGAUCGGGGGGCAUUGACGACGAUGGCGCUGAAACCUCACCAGAUGCUAGUGCUUCGAUUGUUCGGCGGCGAGGUGUAAGAUUUUCCGAGGACGCGCAACCCCGUAAGAAGCAGGGAGAGCGACAUAUGACCUACCUAGCAGCCUACGAGAACGAUAUGGAUGUCCCAGGCGGAAUUGAUGCUUCAGACUGCAGCUCGUUUGAGUGCAUGAGUCAGAAAAGCUCGUUUGAAACAGUGGGACCAGUGUCAACUAAGAGCCCUUGGACCCUUGUCCCAGUGACAGUGAAGAACUUUAAUAAUUCAAAAACCAUCCCGGAGAAAAUCCGUGCAUACAUGCGAAGUGAUUUCUUCGGUAGCAGCCGAUCUAUCGCUCUAUGGACUCCAUCACCUGGACUCAAUCAUGAUCCAAAAAUUACGCUGAAAAAUAUUGCUGUUGGCGAUGUUGGCGUCUUCACGGUCCAGGGUGGCUUCGAGGUGUUCUUCAAUAUUUUCAUGACGGAAGAGGUCAACAAGGAAUAUGGAUACCACCCGCCCCCAAACUUUACUCCAUGCGCGAUGAUCACAAAGGGUAACAUCUAUAAAGCGUCUCUGAACGACCCAAAUCUCGUUCGAGGCAGCUUUGUAGAAGUUCCAUGUGAAGGGUACCUUUUUUCCUGCGAGACACCUUGUACAAGACUGCCUCUCGAGGGAUCUGCCCUGGUUCUUCCAAUGGGUGGCUGGAAAUUCUCUUUGAAAUUGGCGACGAUGAGGUUGCUGAUUCAGAGUUACCUCAACGUGCACGCAGAGAGCUGGUAUCGGUAUUACAAAUCUCCUAAUAGCGGCCCUAUGCUCCCCAACGGGUCUCUGAAAAUCGUCCACACCACCUACAAGACUAGCACCUGGGCGCUCGCUGUUGGCGCGAAGGAUCUCACAACCCAGGAAGGGCGACUAUUUGCGAACCUCUCCAGACCAAACCAAGACGAGGAUAUAUUCAGAUGGAAGCGACACCGUGAUGUCUCCGUUGACACUGGACCAUCAGCCGUCGAGAUGGGCGGAGGAAAAGCGACGUUAAUUAACCAAUGUGUGGCGGUGGAGGUGGACGCGAUUAAACCUGCUGCAUUUCUGAGGACACUAAACGCUACUCUAACUCGGAUUUCCCUGUACCUGUCGCCAAAAUGA